GGGAGCCGCGUCCGCGCGUGCGCGCCCUGCGUGUCUGGUUUCUGGAGCGGCCGUCCGCUUUUUCUUACGCAGAUGGGCUCUGUGGCCUAGCGCCCCUGUGCCCACCGUCCGUGAUCGCACGCCGAGGCCCGCGAGGGGUCGCCGCCGAGGAGCCCACGGGGCUGACCUGACCCUGGGGUCCGAGCGGGUCUACUCAGCCCGGGUGGGGAGCACCCUUCUGCGGAGGCAGCAGUGACCGAAGGGGCUCCCCGACCCCGCGUGCGCAGGUUUCCACCAGCCCGCAAGCAAGAGCAUGGCAGCCAUCCCCUCCAGCGGCUCGCUCGUAGCCACCCACGACUACUACCGGCGCCGCCUGGGCUCCACUUCCAGUAACAGCUCCUGCGGAAGUGCCGAGUACCCUGGGGAAGCCAUCCCCCACCACCCGGGUCUCCCCAAAGCAGACCCAGGACACUGGUGGGCUAGCUUUUUCUUCGGGAAGUCCACUCUCCCGUUCAUGGCCACAGUGCUGGAGUCCCCAGAGCACUCGGAGUCUGCCCAGGCCUCCACCAGCACGAUCACCUGUGACCUGGCUCGGGAAGCUGUGGGGAAGCAGCAGCCCAGCGGCCAGCCUGGCAAAACCAACUGCAGGCCCCCGUCCUGAGUGACCACCACCAGCUGCCAGGCUUCCUUUCAAGGCGCUAGGCUCAUCAGAGCCCUCUUGCUCCCCCUGCCCUGUACCCUCCCUUCCCUUCCUCUCCCCAAGACCAAGCAGGCUGCAGUCAAGGGAAGCAGUUCGGUUUUUAAUAUCAAAACACCAAAAAGGAAGUUGAGAGAAUCCCACUCUCUGCUAUCCGAGCCACACGAACGCGCCUUCCUCACACCCCGGAACCCUGUGCCUUGUACCAAGUGGACAAUAAACUCCAAGAGUGAGCA
Messenger RNA from Dama dama (fallow deer), 912 nucleotides. RefSeq names its product pancreatic progenitor cell differentiation and proliferation factor (gene PPDPF). Gene Ontology annotation, biological process: cell differentiation; multicellular organism development. NCBI's taxonomy places the organism in Eukaryota, Metazoa, Chordata, Mammalia, Artiodactyla, Cervidae. The record is from RefSeq and is a predicted model, not a curated record. The coding region runs from base 293 to 640 and encodes 115 amino acids. The transcript has 5 exons.